ACGGGGAUUGUGCAAGCCGCCAAUAAGUUGGGGAAAAGAAAGACGGAAGGAAGGAAGGGAAUCGUGUGUCAUUUCUUCCGGGAUCUCCUCUUCCCAGCCCUUGCAACACAAGCCAGCUCGAGAGGCAGAUCGUUUGCGCCUUCGCCUGGCAGAGGAGAAGCCGCGGAGGGCGGGACACCAUGCAACAGGGCCCGGGGCCUGCCGUCUUCGUCACCACUAGACAUCUUCAGAAUGGCCAUACAGGAAUAGACCUGUCAGUCCCAGAGUACCAAGAAAUACGAGGAAAGAUGAUGUCUGGCCAUGUGGAAUAUAAUAUUUUAGUAGUUACCCAGCUGGCUGUGUUCAAAUCUGCCAAGCACAAAUCCGAAGACAACAUUCAGUUUAUGGUUUCUAAGAAGUACAGUGAUAUUGAUGAGUUUUAUCAAAAACUUGUCACACGUUACCCACAAACCUCUCUACCGCCUUUGCCAAGAAAAGUGCUUUUUGUUGGAGAAUCUGAUAUUCGAGAACGAAGAGCUGCCUUCAAUGAGAUUAUGGGAUUGAUUUCUAAAGAUGUGGUUCUCGCAUCAAGCCCCGAGUUAAUGGAAUUUCUGGGAACCAGAUCCGCCAGUGUGAUUGAUGUCAAGAGUAAAAACCUUCCCAAGAAGGAAGAAGAGGAUGAGGACACCGAAGGCUUUGAUUUUUUCAGAGAGGAAAAAAUACCUGAUGUCAUUUCUCAAUUCAGUUCGUUUAAAAGCCAGGAGGCCAAAAAGGAAACAGAAGAGGAAGAGAGUGACGUGGAUCCACUUGGUGUCCUCAAAUCUAAAAAAACCAAGAAGCCCACAUCCUCUCCUGCUCAAGAAGGUAAAACGAAGUUAACAAUUUUUCAUGGAGAAGUGGAUCACGGAGAAGAACUAUUUGGCACAUCUGAAGAUUUUUCAUCCCCCGGCAACAAGAAGAUAUUGGCAGUCAAAGAAGAUGUGAAAUUAUUUGAAGGACCAGAUCUUGGUGGAGUGGUAACUCUUGGAGAUCCACUGCUGUUGCUGACAGCCAGUGAAGACAGAGAACCUCUGUUAAAUGAUAGUCCUGCUGAGGACGUGGAGGAACUAUUGAGAGUGGAAGAUGACUUUGAAAAAAUGUUGCAGGUGAGCUCUAAGCCCAAGCUUAAACCCAAACCCAAGGUGGCAUCUAAGCCAGCAAUACCUAGGAAGCCGGUGGUACCUGAGAAAAAAUUCUCAUCUUCUCCAACCCGAACGGGACAGCCAGCGGAAGAGACGAUCCAAAGGAUGGACGAGAUGGACAUUCUCAAAUACAUUAAGGAAAAUGAAUCCCUCAGUAGUGCAGAGCCAAGCCUUUUCUGAAGCCCUUGCUGCUGGCGGACUUUCCACAGGAGGAAGGUUUUCCAUCUGCCAGGACAUGUCUAGCAUGUCCUUGCUUGCCCUUUUUAUUGGUCCUUUGGCUCCCAUUGGUUUGUUUUAAAACAAUGGAACUUGAUAUUGGGGUUAGAAUCCUGCAAAAAGUUAAGAGGUUUGCCACGAUGUUUUAAUUAACAAUGCCUUGUUUUUAAAAACGUACAAGACUGUGGCCAGUACUGAGCCGAUAAAAGGAAUGCCGCUAACCUUUGAGCAAAUGGAUUAUUUGGCUUGAAAAGUACCAGAGGUCAGAAUUAAUAAAAGGAACUAGCAUGGUUGGAUUAAAUAUUGACACUAGGUUGGAAUUGUUAUUGUUGAAUAGAAGUUGUUUAUUUCCAGAUCAUUUUCAAAACUUCUUGGGAAAAAUGCCACUGAAGUGCAAGGAACAUGCAUAAAAGCAUUUUUUUUUCAGAGUCAUAUUUCUUCUUUAAGGGUUAUAAUGCAUUGAGUCUAGGAUCCUUUGGAGCCUGCCUAAAGGGCUUUCGGUAUGAAUGGCCUUAUUUGUGUCUCAAUUUUCUGAUCAGAUGGUAGGAUUUUGUGGUACGCUGGAGCCAGCUUGAAAUGUCUGCAGAACAUGGCAGGAAAGCAUCUGCAAGAGAUUCCAGAAUAAUGAUGUGAAUGAUGACUGUUUUUAAUGUCUUUUUAAUUUGAGGAUACUCCCAUCCUCAGCGUUAAGAAGGGUGCUUCUUUUUGAUGUUAAAGACUCGCAUCUCUCAUUAUUGUUCGGUGGGAAGAAAAGUAUCAUUUAUUAGGUGCCAAACCCCCCACCCCCACCCUGGUGCUUAUGGCAGGAUUAGGAAAAUGAACACCAACACCUUAGUUUUGAUAGCUGAAUUAUAUAUGAUAGUUGAGUUAGAUAAGAGCUAAUUAAUUAUUUGACAGCAUACUCUUUUUAUAUGGACAUUCUGUGUUUUUCACUCAGGUGGCCCAGCCCCAACAAAGUGAAUUAAGCCAUAAUACCAAAUAUUUGAUAACUCGUUAACCUGUCUGGAAUGCAAAAAAAAAAAAAAAAGCAAUUAAAGCACUUUAAAACACGUACAUGUUUAAUGCACAGUGUUCCAUUUAUAAUGCUUUAUUUUAAAUAAAAUGAAAUGAUGAAGCCCUACUAAUACAGUAUUAAACAUUUCCCCUGAGGAGUAAAUAACCAACGCAGCAUGGAACAA
Molecule: messenger RNA, 2554 nt
Organism: Thamnophis elegans (Western terrestrial garter snake)
Lineage: Eukaryota; Metazoa; Chordata; Lepidosauria; Squamata; Natricidae
Gene: HS1BP3
Product: HCLS1 binding protein 3
Exons: 7
Coding region: 180-1340 (386 amino acids)
Molecular function (GO): phosphatidylinositol binding
Source: RefSeq, a predicted model, not a curated record